AUGCCUAAUAAUAAAAAUCAUAAAGACUAAGGCGUUUGGAAAGAAUUGGAAAACGGGAGUUAUCUUACAAUACAACGAUACACACAAGAUAAAGCUCUAGAUUUUGGAACAAAAGACAACAAUUAGGUUGUGAUCUAAAGGAGGAACAUUCGAUCAUAAAAUUUGGAGAUAAAUCAAACAGCUUAUCAUGAGAAAUAUGGCUAUGUGGUAUUGGAAAGAGACAAUAAUGUCCAGGCUAAAAUUGAUAUGGGCUCCAAUCUAGACUUAUCAUAACUACCAAAUUCUUGGGAAUGCAUAAUCUUGAAUAAAACUGACUAAAAGAUAGAUUAAUAAUUGAAAAGUGAAGAACCUAAGAAAGUGAAUAUCUAAGCGAGUGAAUUUACCUUUUUGAUAUAGAUUGAGACAGUAUGUACAAUUGAAAAUUAGGUUACUAUCUAAAAGCAUAAAGUUCACAUCAAAGAUCCAAUACUAUCGUUGAUAUAGCCAAUGAAGAAACUUUACCUGUGUGAAUUAGAAGGUUUUUAUCUUGAAAAAGAAUUAGAUUUCAGCAAAACAUUCAUUUAAGAGUAGAUUAAGAAUAAUUAGCAAAUCGUUCUACAUGGAAUAAGAACUGAUAAAAAUCUUGAUGGUGAUCAAACUAAAUUCUUUCAAAGAUUUCAAAAUUGUGAAAAACAGGGAGGAUGGGGGUACUAUGGUGUAAUGGAUGGAAUUAAAAUAUUGUGCUAAAAAAGCAUAAUCUUUUAUGGGGUUGGAAUAUUCGAACAGUCUGACACAGAUUCACCAAAGCCAUUCACUCUAGAAUAUAAGUACUCAAUCAUUGAUUAAUACGGAAGUGAUAUUUAUGAGAGCAAUUUAAUUAUAGAAGACGUUCAAUACAGUUCAAUUGAUGUCAAUGAAUUCCACUUCUUCAAAUAUAAAUUCAAAAAAUUUCCUAAAGGGAUUAAAGUUUAGGCAGGCUAGACAAUUCAGUAUCGAUAAAAAGUUUCAAUGAGUAAGAUGUUUUACUCAAUUACAGGCAUUGAAUAUGAUAAGAUUUAAAAUCCUGACAUGGAUAUUUUCAAAUUAGGUAAUGCAGAAAGUAGCCAAACAACUGUUAGUAAAGGCCUCAUCCCUGGAUUUCUUUACUAACUGUAUUGA
Stylonychia lemnae is the source of this 1137-nucleotide messenger RNA. Lineage: Eukaryota; Ciliophora; Spirotrichea; Sporadotrichida; Oxytrichidae. The record is from the annotation of a GenBank genome assembly.